Molecule: messenger RNA, 2122 nt
Organism: Paramuricea clavata
Lineage: Eukaryota; Metazoa; Cnidaria; Anthozoa; Malacalcyonacea; Plexauridae
Source: the annotation of a GenBank genome assembly
AUGCCAGGUGCCAACUGUGCUUUAGUGGGGUGCUCAACUAGUCGAAAGAGUGAUCUUUCACUAUUUAAAUUGCCUUUUGCCGGGCAAGGUGACUCCGAGGUCACGGUGAAAUUAAAGACGGAUGCGCGUAAAGAAUGGCUUCGAGUAAUUCGUAGGACAAGGGAAAUGACACCACAGCUGAAGACGAAGAUUGAAAAAAACACUAUCUUUUUGUGUGAACGCCAUUUUAAACCUGAAGUGAUUUUUCAACGUAAGUAUUGACCUCUCAAUUUUGCGCAAAUUUAUGGUAAUUAGACACUUCGUAUAUCAUUUACAUGUAUUAAAAUAUCAGUUGUUAUUAACUGUAGGAUAAACAUUGUGCAAACUGUUUAUAGUUUACUUUCAAUUCUUUUUCAGAUGCGAAAAGAAAGUCCUUAGCAACUGGUGCUGUUCCUACGGAAAACCUCCCGUUAAAAAGUCAUGAGUCGAAGCCAAAAACACGACGGCCUCUUGUGCGACAGAAUACCGCGGAAGCUUGCUCGACAUCAGAAGGUUCGCCACCCGUUGAGAUGACAAGUGCGGAUUUAAUUUCCGAUGAAAGCCUGGAAGAGUUUGCCAGUAAGAUAAAAGAAAAGAUACCAGAUCCAUGGGUCAUCACAACGUGCAACAACACGGAGAUUAGAAUAGAACUUUGGGAUUCCAGUUACUCGAUUCCAAGAUACAUUCUACAUGUUGAUUCGGGCUUGCAGUUUUCGCUACAUGUUUACAAUUGGCUGCUACCUGAUAUCCAUCCUUUAUACACUACGCACCGACGACGAAUGGACUCUGCUAGAGUUGUUGACUUUUUGGAAGCUAUCAAAGGUGAAAAAUAUCUCAUUUGCGAAGGAUUACGCCAAGAUCAGCAUGUACAAUCUAUUGCUAAAGAUCCAGGUGACGCGAGCCAUACGUCCUUCAGCAAUUCUGAUGUUAUGCGGCAUUCUAUUCCAAACAGAGUCGAUAUGGAUUCAAAUUUUGGAGUUCUGGUAGUUUUUCGUUGUGUAGAUUGCCAGCUAUUACUCGGCAGACAAGUUGAUGAAGAGCAAGUGAUUUGUGAUCCAUGCAAGAAGUUACAAAAGAAUAUUUUGGUGCAACAAAAUCGAAAGAGUCGUUCUUCUAGUGCCCCUGCUAAAGCUAAAGCUCCAUUGACUGCCUGUAGCUCAGAAAAACUUAGAGCAACAGUGGUAGCUAAGCGUUUGGAGUGUAAACAAUUGGAAGAUAAAAUGAAAAAGCUGCAAGAUAAAAUAGAAAAGAGUGCUGUGAGUGUGAGUGAGCCCCUUGAAAAGGAUCUGAUGACCAUCAUGAGCGGACAGAAUCUAGAUUCCACCCCACACAUGAAGUUCUUCUGGGAACAACAAAUUCACCUCCUGAAAACCAAGAAAAUGGGCCGUAGGUAUUAUCCACAAAUGAUACGAUUUGCACUAUCAAUACAUUGCAAAUCUCCUUCUGCAUAUCGGGAGCUUAGAGACAGUGGAGCUCUAAUAUUACCAAGUGAGCGUGUUCUUCGAGAUUACAAGAACUAUUUUAAACCUGGAGCUGGCAUCAUUAAAGAAAACAUUGAAGAAUUGAAAGAGCAAACUUCAAAAUUUACUGGGAUCCAAAAGUAUGUUGCAGUCGUCAUGGACGAGAUGAAAAUUCAGGAAAAUCUUGUUUUUGACAAAACCUCCGGUGAACUGAUCGGUUUCAUUGAUCUUGGAGAUCCAUUAACGACCUAUGCCAAUGUAGAUGAAGAAACCCCUAUUGCAUCCCAUGCACUGGCUUUCUUGGUUAGGGGGCUUUGCACUAAUUUGAAGCAUGUUGUUGCCUAUUAUUUUACUGGCAAUGUGACAUCAUUUCAGUUGCUUCCAUUGUUUUGGAAAGUAGUUGGAGUGCUUGAAACAACAGUAAAAUUAUGGAUAAUAGCAGCUGUUAAUGACGGUGCUUCCCCUAACCGGAAACUCUUUGCACUCCACUCAAAGCUUGGCGGCACACUACCAGAUGGUCUUGUUUACAAGACACCCAACCUCUUCUUCCUGGCUCGAAUGAUCUAUUUCUUUGCAGAUGUGCCUCAUUUGAUCAAAACUGCCAGAAACUGCCUCUAUAACUCUGGGUCAGGAUCGUGUAGUCG